UAUCGAAAAAUCCAAAAAAAGUGUUUAAAGGUGUUUUUUAUAAUUAUUAUACUUAUUUAUUUAGUUAUCCAUUUAUUUACCUACAAAUCAAUCUAUUUAGCCAGUUAUAUCUAUCUAUCUAUCUAUCUACAUGUGUCUACUUAUUUAUUUGUCUAUCUAUCUAGAUUAUGUCUCUAUCCAUCCGUCCGUCUAUCAAUACCUAUCUAUCAUUUUGUGUAAAUGAUAAACAUCCACGCUGUAAGAAAACCCUCCAGACAGUUAAUCAAUUCACAUUUUUAUUGAAAUUUAAACUUUUUAAAAUUUGUCCCCAUUUAAAUACCUUAUCGGCGUUUUGGGGAUCACCCCGUCAAUAUCUUUCUCUUACCUGAGAUUUGAUCGACAUAUCUAAAUUUAGCCAUAUGUUCACUAAUAUCUAAGGCUGAAUUUGACGAAUAUAUUCAACGUUUUACUUGAAUCAAUGAAAGAAGAAAAAAUAUGUUAUGAAUUUGUUUAUGGACGUGUUCCUAAUUAAAUCUGUGAAGAAUUGGAUGGGAAGCUUAACGUGGUGGAAUAUAGUUAUGCGGUGAAUUGGACCACGUGGGGAUGAGCAAUGAAAUAUACGACACCCCCCGAUCGCAUUUACCGUUAUGUGUCUGUAAUGUAGGCAUUAAAAUACACCUGUGCUUGACGUAACAAAAAUUGUAUAUACUGUCAGCCGUAAACCAUUGAAAUUGUGUGGAUCCGAUAAAAAAUUCAUCUCGGCUGAGUUCAAAUCAGUGAUGUACAGAAAAACCGGAAGUAGAAGUGAGCCCUACUCCCCUCCAACCCCACCCGGAACUCCUCAUAAAGACCGGAAGCAUUCCUCGCUUGUGGACAAACAGGAAUUACAGAAUAGAUACCAGGGGCAGCUCCUGCCGCCGUACGUACAGAUAAAACGACUGUCUCCAUUAGAGAUCGACACCAGUUAUGGUAACACCACUACCCCGGUGCUUCCCAGGCGCGGAUCAACAGGGGAGGGACAGCAAUAUGAUGUUUCAACCAAUCCGCCUCCAUCCCCUGGAUUCUUCAUUCCUACUGCGAUUGAGCUGACCGAUCAACAAAAGGGUUACAUUAGAGACAUAGUGCAGAGACUCAGUAACGAGAAUGCAACACGACAACCCGCCACAGAAGCCUCUGUUUCUAGUUCACAACCAUUUCCACUACAAGAUCCCUCAAACUUCCGUCUCAAACGUCAGAUAUCUACCGACAGUUCGGACUCCGCCGAUAUAAAAUAUUCCAGCAAAGGUCCCACAAAGCGUCUGAUAACAGGGCCCACACUAAACUCACCAAAAGUCAAAGAAAAGGAAGGCGAGUUUUCUCAGAAAAAGUCAACCGAGUUAGAUCCCCUUAAACUUUGUAGUCCCCCUACAAGUCGGAUCUCACCUAAACCAUAUACAGCCACGUUACAGUGGGUUUUAAACCCGGAAGACCCAAACCCAAAUUGUGUGGAAGAUUUUAUUCCGGCGUCGAAAUUAAUCCAGGAACAACAAAAAAUAGAUAAAGCAAAGCUUUCUUCAAGUGCGAAUAGUACUGAACACAAAAUAAAUGAAAGAACCGCCUCGUUUUCGUCUAAAGAUUUCCAUCAGGAGAUGAUGGGAGGGUUCAGGGGUCGGGGUGGAGAACCAAAUAACACGGCUACCACUACAGCCAAAUCAAGCAAUCAUAUGGUGACGGAAAGAGGAUUUGUAUUUCCUAAAGUUCCUAGUGUAUCUGAACCCAUGCCAUUUAGUCCCAGAAUUGUUGGGUCCCCACCUCAGUUUCAAAACAGAAAUACAAAUAUGGAAAAGAAAGUAUUAGAGUAUAUGAAAUCUGAGAUGGAGAAAGCUCCAAGUCUUGAUGACGUCAGUAGUGAUAGCGUUUUCGGAAGCAGCACGUCCCCACCAGACUAUGCGCAAAACUUCAUGGGAAGUUAUUUAAGACAAAGAGCUCUAAGGAGCUUUAGUGAUAUUGAACACUCGCCAUCUAAAUCUGAGACGGAGGAGAUUCAUGCCAUUCUGCGGGAACUGAAACGAUGUAUUUCAGACCCAACAUUUACCCCACCAAACCAGAAAGCAAUGCUACGAGAAGAGAGACUUGUUCAUGAGAUUUUCCCGAGAAACGAAAUGUCCGAGGAGGAGUCACCGCCAAACGCUUUUGAUCACGUGUCGGACCAGGUUAGAAUCAACACAGAUCUCAGGCGAAUGAAUUCCUACAUGAAAAGUCAGCUGGAGGCGAUGAAAAAACAACACGCAAAGCGACAGCUUUUCUCCCCACAGUCACGUGGAAGUUCCGUCAGUGAAGGAGGAGGUUCCCGGUGUGCCUAUAUGCCUCAGCAACAGGAAAACCCGGAAGAGUUUACUCGAUGGAUAAUAGAGGAACUCCGAACGAUGUCCUCUCGUCAUCAUCCGUUCGAUAGUUCAACGGGCGCCGAGCGAGGUCGAGCUCAAUAUGGAGACAGAGUGGACGGGUGUACGACGACUGCGUGUAAUUCUAUGUUCUGUAAACACAGACAGGAAAAGAGCCCGAUUCAACAGUUCCUUCCGCCUCCGGCGUCACCACGACAACGGCAACCCUCACCGUCAGCCAGAAUGUCGGCAACAGCGCCUUCGCCAUGCCCUUCCGCGGGCCCCAGUCAAAGCACCUCACCAUGGACACCCGUGACGCCAAGAAAACGCAAGAGAGAUCAGGUGGAAAUGCGAAUCACAUGUGAAAGAAUCGCAGAGGAAUCCGAUCACGUGACAGACACACUCCGGUCUCUGGAUCAUGUACCCGGACGGAAUUGUAAAUGUGCGUCCGUCGAACAAGAGAUCUUACAAAUGGCGGUAGACGCUUACGCAAACAUUCGUCGGGCGGACGACAGCACGCUGUCCUUUCAGCGAUUCCAGGCCGAACUGUGUCAGACCAACUACAGAAUUCUAGAUGCGAUGAAAAUUCUUAGCACCAUAAAAGCCAUCUGUAAACACGGCAGAACGAUAGAGGAAAUUUACCCUGGAAGUGUGGUUUUCGUCAUCUCCUGUCCCUCGGUGACGUCAUUAGAUGAAUUAUGGCGGAUGUACGUCACAGGGGAUUUGUUGCAGCUUGUAAAUGACGGGUUUUUGACUGAGGGUGUUAGGAUGAGACACAAUGCUUACGACGUCAAACUAAAGGUGGAAAUCUCCAAGGAACAAUAUCUGAGAUGCAGGAAGAAAUUAGCUGCAAAGUCUGUUUUGGAGUCCUCUUUUUCUAAGAGCGACACAGAGAUUAUGUCCGUAGGCAGCAGCUCAAAAGAAAACGUAUCCUCCCCAUACAGACGAAAAACCAUGAAAAACCUUGCCGUGGUACACAUGCGAAGUAGCUCAGAACCAACACAACAUGUCCACUCGCCGUCCAAUAGUCCGAAUUACGCAUGCUCACCAUUCUCUCCACGUGACAGGAAGUUUUCUUACCCAGUAUCCGGUGAACAGUCUCCUCGUAGGGCUUUUCAAGAAUUACAAUUUCCCCAGUCUCCAACGACGCGUCGAGUUUUCAACUUUGACCUGAAUUUGACCCCGACAUCACCAAAACGGAAAAGCUUCGCAGAUGUGCAACCAUGGGAGAAUGGAAAUGAAAACGAGGCUGAAAAUUUAUCAUCCCCAAAACGUUUUAACUAUGGGAAUAACACGUUCUUCAGAUUCUGACAAAUAUGUUAAAAGAUUUGAUAAUUUAAUUCAAUAUAUCAAAAACGUUAGAUUUCUGUGUACAACGACCACUGUACUUGUGCUCGUGUUGAUGGUUUUCUCCAUUGCUGUAAUUUGAACCGCCCCUCCUUGGUGAUUCUGACUUUAGAUAAAUUGUUGAAGGUUGGAAUCACACAAGCUAGAGAUAUAAGAAUAUGUGUGUUACCCUUAAAACAAUGUAUGACGUGUCAAUAGGAAUAUGUGACCAGCAUAGACAAUUUCUAUAGUAUGUCAUAUUUUAUAGAGUAUAUACACGAGACUGCAGAUAAUGCGACAUGAUUUAAUUUGAAUCUGUGUGGUAUAUUAAGAUUUGUGACGAAGUGAUUUUAUUUUAUAAAAGUGCUUCUACAUUUUGUUAUGUUGGUCUUUGUAAUUGUACAACAUUAUAAAAUGUUAUGUUUUUUUUCAUUUUACAACCAUUAGAUUUUGUUGUACAAUUCAUACAAUUUUGUUGUAUAAUUCAUACAAUUUUGUUCAUACAAUUUUGUUGUACAAUUCAUACAAUUUUGCUGUACAAUUCAUACAAUUUUGUUGUACAAUUCAUACAAUUUUGUUGUACAAUUCAUACAAUUUUGUUUUACAAUUUUGUUGUAUAAUUCAUACAAUUUUGUUGUACAAUUCAUACACUUUUGCUGUACAAUUCAUACACUUUUGUUGUACAAUUCAUACACUUUUGUUGUACAAUUCAUACAAUUUUGUUGUACAAUUCAUAGAAUUUGCUCAAAGCUUCAUCCCUCCCACUAUGUUUUGUAUCGUUUUACAAUUGUGCAGCUUAUCUCUGUCCGUCCGUCAGUGUUCAUCAUUUUGCGAUUUUGCCAUAUUUAUCUAAUUAUCAAUCUAAUUAAUAACGUCUUGUCAUAUACAUGUGUACGUUAUGUCGGCUGUUUACAUUGAUCAAGAAUUGAGUUUUUAGUUCAGAUCCGAACAAAACGAAGAAACGUGUUUUCUUAGUCAUUGUUGCGAGCUGCAGGCAGCUAUGUGUACAAGAAGGCGGAUCCAGAACUUUUAAGCCGGUUGUGAAGUCAUUCGUGGUUAAAUAUUCUAUUUAAAAUAUGAGGUUUCAGGAGUAUAUAUCUGUGAUAUGAAUUCUAAAAGAACAAAUAUUCAGUUACUGGUACGCUCACAUUGGAUCCGCCCCAUGUUGUAUCGGUUAAUAGACCUCGGUGUACUCUGCGUUAGUGUCACUGUGUGUUAACCUAUAUUCAUAUAUUCCCUUGUUUCUUUGUUUAUUGCUUCAUUAUCUCCACUGUGUGUACAUGAACAUGAACUCAUAAUUUACAAAUUUUUACAUACCAAGUUUGAUGUGAAUAUUUAAAAUAAAUUCCAUUUCAAAAUUGA
Molecule: messenger RNA, 5030 nt
Organism: Ostrea edulis (European flat oyster)
Lineage: Eukaryota; Metazoa; Mollusca; Bivalvia; Ostreida; Ostreidae
Exons: 8
Coding region: 759-3653 (964 amino acids)
Source: RefSeq, a predicted model, not a curated record